Messenger RNA from Asterias rubens (European starfish), 2851 nucleotides. RefSeq names its product zinc finger protein 33A-like. Gene Ontology annotation, molecular function: DNA-binding transcription factor activity; RNA polymerase II cis-regulatory region sequence-specific DNA binding. The transcript has 2 exons. Gene Ontology annotation, biological process: regulation of transcription by RNA polymerase II. The record is from RefSeq and is a predicted model, not a curated record. NCBI's taxonomy places the organism in Eukaryota, Metazoa, Echinodermata, Asteroidea, Forcipulatida, Asteriidae. The coding region runs from base 161 to 2131 and encodes 656 amino acids.
UGUUUUGGUUGAAGUUAUUGCCCAAAAGUACAUGUUUUACAGCUACGUAUGAAGCAGAAAGGUUUCCUUUCGUCGAGAGGUUAUGAACAUGAUGUGCUACAUCAAAAGUAGUUGCAGCGAGCUUUUUAGCCAAUGGAUUAAAAACAUCUUCAAAUAAAAGAUGAACCUCAAUCCAAUAGUAAUGGAAAACAUCGCUGUGUCUGUUUCCACAUCACCCAGUGACCAGCACGUCCUAUCGGGUGGGGUGGAGUCAGCUGUACAAGUAUUCUUGGAGUGGUCUGGAGUUGAGCCAUUGGAGAGUCAGGUGCCACUAAUGGAAAGUAGCAACGAUAUCCAUCUACUGCACCCUAGAAGUCAGGAAGCCAUACAAGAAAUGGUCAACUGGAACCCCUUGAUGUGCCCAAACUGCGGAAAAAAAUUCGCAAGCCAGAGGAAUCGCAAACGUCAUGAGAAGACGCACAACACAAGACAAUUGUUUGAAUGCGAAAUCUGCAAUAAGACGUUCCCUCAAAAAUGUUACUUGAAACAACAUGUAGAGUCCCAUGAGACGAGGAACUACAACUGCGACAUCUGCAGGAGAGCUUUCGUCCACAAGCAUCAACUGAAGCGUCAUAAAAAGCUUCAUUCUGGUGAGAAGAGUCAUGCGUGUAGUGUUUGCCCACGAGCGUUUUCACGAGCUCGUUCGCUGCAUCUACAUGAGAUGAAACACAUCGGUAAGAAACCGUUUCUUUGCACCGUGUACGGGAAAGGCUACCCACUCAUUCAGACUCUGAAACGCCACAUGGGUCUUGUUCAUAGCACCAAGAGGCCGUUUAAAUGUGUGGGUUGUUCAAAACGAUAUUCGCUUAAGUAUCAUCUUAAGCGCCAUGUAAAGGCUCAUCCGGAAUGCAUUGUUUCAGAUGAUGGUGGGAGGAACACUGAAAGGACAACUGGGUGUAACACUGAAAGGAACACUAGGUUUGACUCUGAAAGGAACAUUGUGUGUUACACUGAAAGGAACACUGGGUGUAACACUGAAAGGAACACUGGGUGUUACACUGAAAGGAACACUGGGUGUAACACUGAGAGGAACACUGGGUUUAACACUGAAAGGAACACUGGGUGUAACACUGAAAGGAACACUGGGUGUAGCAUUGAGAGGAACACCGAUACCAACAGUAACAUCGAUCUCAACACCAAGAUUAUCAUUGAGAGAGAUAUUGAGGACAACACUCAUUUAAACACCGUAUUUAACACUAACAUUAAAACCAUGAGUAACACUAAGAAGAACACUGAGAAGAACACAAAUAUUGAGAACAUUGCUGACGCUGAACCACAGAGGGCACUAGAUACAGACACUACCAUGGCUGAGGGACUGCUCCACCCUCUGGAGGGUACCCGGUCCACAUCCCUGAAGAGUAAAGCUGCUAGGAAAAAGAUGCAAUGUGUAAUGGAAAACUCAAAUACCCAACCAGUAAAAGAUUUCACGUGCCAGACUUGUAUAAAAAGCUUCCGCAAUGAGAAAAAUCUCAAAAGACAUGAGAAAGUCCACCUUGUGAAGGAGAAUAAGUUCACAUGCGAAGUCUGUCUGAAAUCCUUCCGCUUUGUGGAGUAUUUAAAACAGCACCAGGAGAGUCAUGAAGAGCGACGUCACCAGUGUGACAAGUGUGAGAAGACGUUCAUCCACAGUCAGCAGCUUCGUCGCCACAUGGUGAUGAUCCACACUAGAGAGAGAUCACAUACAUGUAAUAUCUGUCAAGCAGCCUUCUCUAGAAAGUUCACCCUGACACGACACCAAGAUACUCACACCAAGGAAAGGCCGUUUAAAUGCCAGCGAUGUCAUAGAGCCUUCUCCAACAAGCAGCAUCUAAGGAGACAUGCGGUUACCCACACUCAGCAGAAAAGUCACCCUUGCCUGGAAUGCAGUAAACAGUUUGCAACAUCUCGUGCGCUAAAGGAGCAUAUGAAGAUGCACACUAAUGAUCGCAGGUUUGUCUGCGAUGUUUGCAGCAAAGCAUUUACAAGGAAGUCUGUUCUUAGCAAUCAUCAGAAGCGGCAUGACAGGGAAAGGGACACUCGGGACGAACUUUCUGAGAUACACCAAGUGAGAAGACUGGUCUUUGACAAAACCAAAGGUGUCCAGUGCGUUUAAUAUCUUUUUGCUAAGCAAAAUUAAGCAGGAUACCUGUCACAGGUUGUGCAUGUGACGCUGUAUUUUAGCUGGUAGCCUUAUUCUGUUGUGCGUAGCUACUUUUUCAUGGCCUCGGUUGCCCUAGCACCCAAAGUUCUGCCCUGAUCUCAGCCUUGGUGCCCCUUUGGCUGAAACAAAUCCGGGCACAAUGUCAUUGAGCGGCACAACAAGUAGCUAAGCACAACAAAAAUAUGCUUAGCGCCUUGAACACCUAGCAGGGUGGAUACGUGCGCAUUACAAGUCUUUAUAUUAUUAUUAUUACUUCUUACCAGCUAAAACACAAUUUCACCUGUAUCAUCUAUGACUGGUAUCCUGCUUAUUGUUGCUUAGCAGAAAUGUUUAAGUAACAUUUUCUGUGUAACAGCUGUAUGAAAUUGGGCAUAGUUGAGAGAAUCGAGACAAUGAGAAAGAAACCAAAUAAUGUGAUGCAAUUGCUUUUUCAUUGGUAAUGAUCUUUUAAUCUUUUAAUACAAAUUAUUCGACUGAAGAAGAAAAGGUGUCAAACAUUUCACAGCUGCCUAAAUUGUGUUAAAAUUGACGUUCAAGCCACACUAAUGUGUUCAAAUUUUAAAACGAUUUUGUUGAUGAUUGUUCUGCAAACAGUUUCUCUCUCACUUAAAGAGGAAUCUUAAAGGGUCUAUGUAUUACUAAUGUAGAACAAAAAACACAAUGUCCACAGAA